CUCAAAUUAUGCUCCCCGUGUCUUCUCUCCACUUACUCGUCUAAAUUUCAUUAUUUUUUUUCACUUAUUCCAAUCAUUUUUUAGAAUAACCUUUUUCGGCAACUUUUCUUGUUUCUUAUCGGCAAAAAGUCUGGAAUUUUUUUUACACUUUUUAAGCCAUUAAGUUUUGAUCAAUCAAGUGAGCUUUUAAACAAUCAAGCAUUGAUCUUUUUGUGUUUUUUUGGGAAAAAUAGUGAACUCUUAGAGGUGGGAUUUUGUUAUUUUUUCUGAUGGGUACUUCUGUUACUCAGUACCCAUAUGGAAUUACUUCACUUUCUUAUGUAGAAUUUGGUCACAAAUUGGAGUUUUCAAGCUCUAAUUUUCCUUAUAAGGUGGAAUUAUCAAGAUUAAACUUGCAUCCUAGUUCUGUUUCCACCACUAACUCCAAGGUGUGUGUUAGACGAAUAUGUGCUUUACCUGAUAUCGAUGAUAUAUUUUCUGAUCUUAUUGCUACACCACUACUUGAUGUGGUUGAAAAUCCUAUCCACUUGAAGAAUUUAACCAUUAAGGAACUGAAACUAUUAGCUAGUGAAAUACGAUCUGAGUUGUCUUCCAUAAUGUCAAAGACACAAAAUGACUUUAAGGCCAGUUUGGCAGUGGUUGAACUGACAGUUGCAAUACACCAUGUUUUUCAUGCUCCAGUGGACAAGAUACUGUGGGACGUUGGGGAACAAACAUAUGCACAUAAAAUUCUCACUGGAAGGAGAUCUCUUAUGCAUACGCUAAGACAAAAGGAUGGUCUUUCUGGAUUUACAUCCCGGUCUGAGAGUGAAUAUGACCCGUUUGGAGCAGGACAUGGAUGCAACAGUAUUUCUGCUGGAAUUGGCAUGGCAAUUGCUCGUGAUAUUAAAGGGAAGCGGGAACGUAUUGUUACAGUCAUUGGCAAUGGCACAACCAUGGCUGGUCAGGUCUAUGAAGCAAUGGGUAAUGCAGGCUAUUUGAACUCAAAUAUGAUUGUGAUUUUAAAUGACAGCCGACACUCUUUACACCCCAAGAUUGAAGAGGGCUCCAAGACUUCAAUCACUGCCCUUUCUAGUACCCUAAGCAAGCUCCAGUCAAGUAAAUCAUUCCGGAGGCUCAGAGAAGUUGCAAAGGGUGUUACCAAGAGGAUAGGCAUGCAUGAAUUAGCAGCUAAAGUUGAUGAGUAUGCACGUGGUAUGAUGGGUCCUCUGGGUUCAACUCUCUUCGAAGAACUUGGAUUGUACUACAUAGGCCCUGUUGAUGGGCACAAUAUUGGAGAAUUGGUUUGUGUUUUACAAGAAGUGUCAUCUCUGGAUUCAAUGGGUCCUGUCUUGAUACAUGUAAUAACUGAAGAAAAUCAGUGUACAGAAUAUAAACAACCUAGUGAGGCAAUGGAGAACCUGCAGGAAGGUUCAUUUGAUUCCAAUGGAUCGCUAUAUAGUAUGCAUGCUCGAACAUACAGUGAUUGUUUUGUUGAGGCUCUGAUAGUGGAAGCAGAGAAAGACAAAGAUAUUGUGAUUGUUCAUGCAGGAAUGGAAAUGGAUCCAUCAUUUCAACUAUUUCGGGAAAGAUUUCCAGACAGGUUUUUUGACUUGGGAAUGGCUGAGCAACAUGCAGUUACAUUUUCAGCUGGCUUGUCAUGCGGGGGGUUAAAGCCAUUUUGCAUAAUUCCUUCUGCUUUUAUGCAAAGAGCUUAUGAUCAGGUAGUCCAUGAUGUAGAUAGGCAGAGAAUUCCAGUUCGUUUUGUUAUUACAAGUGCGGGACUGGUAGGAUCUGAUGGUCCGACUAUGUGUGGAGCAUUCGAUAUAACAUUCAUGUCAUGCUUACCAAACAUGAUCGUUAUGGCACCAUCAGACGAGGAUGAGCUUGUGGACAUGGUGGCUACUGCAGUCCAUACUGAUGAUCACCCCAUUUGCUUUCGGUAUCCAAGGGGUGCCAUUGUUGGAACUGAUCAUUAUACACGUAGUGGUAUUCCCAUUGAGAUUGGAAAAGGAAAAAUUCUUAUAGAGGGUAAAGAUGUUGCUUUGCUUGGGUAUGGAGAAAUGGUUCAGAACUGCCUCAGAGCUCGGGCCCUUCUUUCGAAACUUGGCAUUGAGGUAACUGUUGCUGAUGCAAGAUUUUGCAAACCACUGGACAUGAAGCUUCUCAGACAGUUGUGUGAAAACCAUGCCUUUCUGGUCACAGUUGAGGAAGGUUCUAUUGGAGGAUUUGGAUCCCAUGUUUCACAGUUCAUUGCCCUUGAUGGACAGCUUGAUGGAAGAACUAAGUGGCGACCAAUUGUUUUACCAGACAAAUACAUCGAACAUGCGUUGCCAAAGGAACAGCUUGCUCUUGCUGGGCUGACUGGACAUCAUAUCGCUGCAACAGUGCUGAGACUGCUUGGUCGCACCCGCGAAGCUCUGCUCUUGAUGUGCUAAAAAUCUUCUCUCUCCUUCACUAUCAGAAGCAAUGCUCUUGCCGAACCUGCCUCGGAAAAGAGGGCUGAAAACAGAAGAAGCCCAGGAUGACUUCAAGUAUACACAGGUCUUUAUACUGAUAUUCUGUAACCUGCUUGGCGUAAUUUCUUGUUAGUUUACAGGUUAUUGACGUAAAAUUAGAUUUUUGAUUGUAUAAACCGACGGGUGAAAAUAUAUGCUUGUAACCUUCAGAGCAGCUGUCACUGCAUUUAUCUUGAUCCUGGUUCUCUCUCCUCCA
Molecule: messenger RNA, 2694 nt
Organism: Populus euphratica (Euphrates poplar)
Lineage: Eukaryota; Viridiplantae; Streptophyta; Magnoliopsida; Malpighiales; Salicaceae
Product: probable 1-deoxy-D-xylulose-5-phosphate synthase, chloroplastic
Exons: 10
Coding region: 270-2417 (715 amino acids)
Biological process (GO): terpenoid biosynthetic process
Molecular function (GO): 1-deoxy-D-xylulose-5-phosphate synthase activity
Source: RefSeq, a predicted model, not a curated record